Schizophyllum commune H4-8 is the source of this 537-nucleotide messenger RNA. RefSeq lists its product as uncharacterized. The coding region runs from base 1 to 537 and encodes 178 amino acids. The record is from RefSeq and is a predicted model, not a curated record. The transcript is spliced from 6 exons. Lineage: Eukaryota; Fungi; Basidiomycota; Agaricomycetes; Agaricales; Schizophyllaceae.
AUGCUCGGCGCGACACGAGGCGACAUUGAGCCACCAUUCGAAGCGCACGACUGCCUCCUCGCGCAAUCCAGGUCCUUCAACGUCGAGCAGCUUAAGCCGCACCAACUGGCUCACGCGAUGGAACACGUUGCAUGUGCGCACCUCGCCCGACGACGGGCAAGCAUCGCGGCUGAGGUUAUUGUUCAGAUGUCGCCGAGCGCCUCUUCACGCCGCAAAAUCCGCAAAUCGACGCGAACUGUGCUGGGGUCCGCGCGGGAACCCCUGCUGAACGCCACGGCUGUCGGGGAGGGGGGAGGGGGAGGGGGGCAGCGCUCCGCACUGCCGCCGGCGGGAACAACGUUUGAGCCCGGAAACCCCACGCAUCGACGACAUUUGCGCCGGUUCCCGUGCUUUCUGUACGAGCCAGGCGUCGCGGUCGGUGACGAGGAGGAGGGGGCGGCGGCCAACACGCCAGCUACUUUCGGCCGCUUCUCAAUCCUCCGAAAUCCGCAAAUUGACGUCAAAUGCGCCGAGGUUCGCGCCUCAAGCACUCGCUGA